Molecule: messenger RNA, 2508 nt
Organism: Mus musculus (house mouse)
Lineage: Eukaryota; Metazoa; Chordata; Mammalia; Rodentia; Muridae
Gene: Slc35b2
Product: solute carrier family 35, member B2
Exons: 4
Coding region: 1044-2081 (345 amino acids)
Biological process (GO): chondroitin sulfate proteoglycan biosynthetic process; 3'-phosphoadenosine 5'-phosphosulfate transport; 3'-phospho-5'-adenylyl sulfate transmembrane transport
Cellular component (GO): Golgi apparatus; Golgi membrane; membrane
Molecular function (GO): 3'-phosphoadenosine 5'-phosphosulfate transmembrane transporter activity
Source: RefSeq, a predicted model, not a curated record
AGGAGGCGGGAAGAGCGCAGCACUUCCGCUGGCUGGCUGACUGGCUGGCUGCUGGAGCGGGCGGCAGAGGGAGCGGAGGGAGCGCGCGGCCCGGGGGACUCACAUUCCCCGGUCCCCCCUCCGCCCCACGCGGCUGGGCCAUGGACGCCAGAUGGUGGGCAGUAGUGGUACUCGCCACACUCCCUUCCUUGGGAGCAGGUGGAGAGUCACCCGAAGCCCCUCCGCAGUCCUGGACACAGCUGUGGCUCUUCCGCUUCUUGUUGAAUGUAGCGGGCUAUGCCAGCUUUAUGGUACCUGGCUACCUCCUGGUGCAGUACUUAAGACGGAAGAACUACCUGGAGACAGGCAGGGGUCUCUGCUUCCCCCUGGUGAAAGCCUGUGUGUUUGGCAAUGAGCCCAAGGCUCCUGAUGAGGUUCUCCUGGCUCCGCGGACAGAGACAGCGGAAUCCACCCCGUCUUGGCAGGUCCUGAAGCUGGUCUUCUGUGCCUCGGGUCUCCAGACACAGUUUCUCUGAGUGGCUCUGGCUGUCCUGAAACUUGCUCUCAAUACCAGGCUGGCCUCAAAUCCAAACGCCUCUGCCUCCAGAGUGCUGGACAGAGUGGGUUAAAGGCAUGUGCCACCACCACCCAAUGCAAGCCUUGAACUUUCAACCCUCCUGCUUCUUCCUUCCAAAUAGCUGGGGUGACAGCGUGUACCACCAUGCUUGGCUUUCUCCAAAAUUUUGUCAGUAGGAUUUCUUUGAGUGAGGCUAUCACAGGGCAUUCAGAGUGGGAGCCAACUCACCUUAGAUAUAUGUUGAAUUGAAGUGUCCAGCCACCCCCACCCCCAGCUUCCAAACAUCCCAGUUUCUUUUUGAGUUAGUUCAAACUAAAUAAAACUCUUUAUAUGGUAUGUGGAGCCAGCUCUAAUGGAUUUGCAUCAUGAAAGAGGACAGUGUUUGGUCUUAAAGCAGAUGUCAUGGUGUCUGCAACUCCAUUUGAUUCCCCCAUAAAAUGAGCUAAAGCUUGGGAAAGAAGGCCCCUCCCUCAGAGGAACCAAAAGUAUGGUGUCAGUUACAUCUGAUGCUACCAACUCUGAGGAAGUAGGAAACAGACUUCUGCCUUUCCUUCUAUACUGUCGCUCUUCUCUGCCCUCCCUCUUCCAGGUGUCCUAUCUGACUUGGGGCAUACUGCAGGAAAGAGUGAUGACUGGCAGCUACGGGGCCACAGCCACAUCACCAGGAGAGCAUUUCACAGACUCCCAGUUUCUGGUGCUGAUGAACCGUGUGCUGGCGCUGGUUGUGGCAGGCCUCUACUGUGUCCUGCGCAAGCAGCCCCGUCAUGGUGCACCCAUGUACCGGUACUCCUUUGCCAGUCUGUCAAAUGUGCUUAGCAGCUGGUGCCAGUAUGAAGCACUUAAGUUCGUCAGCUUCCCUACCCAGGUGCUGGCGAAGGCCUCCAAGGUGAUCCCUGUCAUGAUGAUGGGAAAGCUGGUGUCCCGGCGCAGCUAUGAACACUGGGAAUACCUGACUGCCGGCCUCAUCUCCAUUGGAGUGAGCAUGUUUCUUCUAUCCAGUGGACCAGAGCCUAGAAGCUCUCCAGCCACCACACUCUCUGGCUUGGUCCUACUGGCAGGCUAUAUUGCUUUCGACAGCUUCACCUCAAAUUGGCAGGAUGCCCUGUUUGCCUAUAAGAUGUCAUCGGUGCAGAUGAUGUUUGGGGUCAAUUUAUUCUCCUGUCUUUUCACAGUAGGCUCACUACUGGAACAGGGGGCCCUACUGGAGGGGGCACGCUUCAUGGGGCGGCACAGUGAGUUUGCGCUCCAUGCUCUCCUCCUCUCCAUCUGCUCCGCCUUUGGGCAGCUCUUCAUCUUCUACACCAUUGGACAAUUUGGAGCUGCUGUCUUCACUAUCAUCAUGACUCUACGCCAGGCUAUUGCCAUCCUCCUCUCCUGCCUCCUCUAUGGCCAUACUGUCACUGUGGUGGGGGGACUGGGAGUAGCUGUGGUCUUCACUGCCCUCCUACUCAGAGUCUAUGCCCGGGGCCGGAAGCAGCGGGGAAAGAAGGCUGUGCCCACUGAGCCCCCAGUACAGAAGGUGUGAGCAGUGCAGUAAAGACCCUCAUCUUCUGAGGCACUGGCUCAGUAUCAGCAUACAGCAGAGGAUUGGAGCCCUGGAGGCAGCCUCUUUUGCCUUAAGAGCCCCCACUUCAUGGAAAUGACAGCUGUGGGUGUUUGGUUAGAGGUGACCCAGAGCUCCUCCCCCAAUCUCUGAAAUCUUGCUGGUGGCCAAGCAAACCAGCACCAGGGCUUUGCUCAUAGCACGCACCCUUGAGGCUACCAGGCACCAGCUGGGAAGAGAAUUGUUUACAGGUCAUGCAGUUCCCCUAGGGGCCAGUGAGAAUGGUGCUGUGCCAGAAGGGACAAAGGCCCCCAGCCCAGUUGGGGCCCCAGUGUUCCUACCCAAGUUUUGGUACUUGGAAAUGUCACCUUUUGCUCUUAUUUGAUUAAACUGCAGCAGUGACUUUGGA